Molecule: messenger RNA, 1142 nt
Organism: Penaeus vannamei (Pacific white shrimp)
Lineage: Eukaryota; Metazoa; Arthropoda; Malacostraca; Decapoda; Penaeidae
Source: RefSeq, a predicted model, not a curated record
UAUGAUGGGCGGCAUGAGCACGGGCGGCUGCUACGCGUCCGGAGGCUACCAGGACGCCACCUACGGCUCGUCGGCGCCCCGCACAUGUUCCCCGCCAUGAGUGUGAACGUGUCCAUGAACAUGACCAUGGGCGUGUCCAACGUGAACAUGGGCUACUCGCCCGACCCUUCGCUGCAGCACCAGUGGCCGGCGAGCUGCGCGAGUCAGCAGGUGACCUCCGUGUCUCCGAUCAGCGGCAUGGGAUACCCACAGCCCUCGGCUCCGGGUAUAGUCAGCCCUCUACCCGUACCAUAUAGUGGGUCGUGCAGCCAGGGCUACAGCGUGGGCUCCUACUCGUGGGCGGGUGACCUUCGCUCCGAGCACCCGCCCAUGCCGAGUCUGGACCGUGACCUCUGUCUUAGGUCACCGCCGCUGCGACCUCGCCCGGGAUCCCCUGGUGCUCCAUACCCCAACUCCACGCCACCCGGCGGCCAGCUCUCCCCGACCCUGAGCGCGCUCCGCAGGCGACCCAGCUCCGUCGGGAUGUCGGGCAUCACCAGUUCCCUGGACGUGACCAAACCCAUGAUGGGCGACGGCCUUAAGCCCAACCUCUGCCGGAUCUGCGGCAAGACGUACGCCCGCCCGUCCACGCUGAAGACGCACCUCAGAACACACAGCGGGGAAAAGCCCUACAGGUGCAACGAGUGCAACAAAUCCUUCAGCCAAGCGGCCAACCUGACGGCGCACGUGAGGACACACAGCGGCGAAAAGCCCUUCCGGUGUCCCAUCUGCGACCGCCGCUUCUCCCAGUCGUCUUCGGUCACCACGCACAUGCGCACGCACUCCGGCGAGCGUCCCUACCGCUGCCGGAUGUGCAAAAAAGCUUUCAGCGACUCGUCCACCCUCACCAAGCACCUGAGGAUCCACUCCGGGGAAAAGCCCUACCAGUGUAAAUUGUGUCUCCUCCGAUUUAGUCAGUCGGGGAACUUGAAUCGCCACAUGCGAGUCCACUCACAAACGUCCUGAGUAUUCGGUUCGGUCUGGUCUAUUUCAUCUAUUUUUUUAUCAUUAUUAUGGUAUACGAUGACGAUUCUUCCUUUUUUUAAAUCUUUUUUUUUAUCUAUUUAUUUUUUUUUUUUUUAGUUCCUCCCUCUUAUUCCCGA